GUUUAUCUAAAUUUCCCAAACCUGCCUCAAACAUUUCAUAUGGCAUCUGAACUGGACAACCCUGUUCCCGAGCCGGGCCCAGGCUACAGAAAGCCUCUGUUCAAGUCGUUCACCAGCGACAGGAACCUGAAGCGGUUCUCCAUCUCGGGACCCGCUCUCAGGGUGGAUACCUCUUUUUCUGAGGCCGCUGCGCCCGCUGACUCUUCUGCGGGCAGUCGCAGAAACUCAGUCCUGGCGACGCCGCUCGCAGCCGGCCACAUGCUGGAGAACGAGGCCAAAAGAUCGAGCGUUCAGCUGGAAAUCGCCGACAUGACGCUGGUGGUGCCCACGUUCGUGCACAAGUGCUGCCAAUUCAUCCUGAGCCAGGGCCCGAAAGAGGGAAUUUUCCGCAUCAACGGCUCCAUCAAGAAGAUUAAGAAGAUCGAGGCGCUGAUCCGCGAGCAGGGAAUCGACAGCUUUGAAUUUGACACCUGCCGCGUCGAAAACGUCGACAAUUCAGAGGACACGGCGCCCAAUGCCUACGACGCCGCCAUGGUGCUGAAAAGGUGGCUGUCGAAUCUUGCUGACGGUCUCAUCACGCUGGAUGUGAGCAAGUCUCUCAAAACGGCGGCUGCGUCGCCGCAGGAGGUUCCUGUUUUAGACGAGACUGAAGACGCUGCACGGACAGCGGAAGAGGCCUCGCAGACAGAGUCCGAGGACGCGUUCAGCCUCAGCUCUUACAAGACCAUCCCAACUAGCGUUGAGGACACAGACAAGGAGAAAGAGUCGCUGGAAAACCUGCCCCUGGUCAACUUACACCUGUUUAUAUAUCUGCUAUCCUUUUUGAACAAGUUGUCACAGCCGGACGUGUGCGACAUCACCAAGAUGCCGUCCUCGAACCUUGCCAAGAUCUUCCAGAUGAGUUUCUUCAAAGUGGACGAUCUGCAACCACAGCUUGCUUCCGCCGCAAGCACAGACGAUCUUCUGCAAAACUACAAAGCCAACGAGCGGCUGCUGCAAAACUGGAUCACGUCAUACGACCAACUGGCGGCCAAACUGCGCUCCUUUGUGGCAGACAACCAGGAAAAGCUUAAGGAGACGCUGGCCUCCCCAUUGGUGGAGGAACCGCUUGCUAUGCCAAAGCUGCGAAACCGGUCUGUAACAGAGGACAAGCAGCAGAAAAGACGCUCGCUUUUCGGCUACCGCUCGCUCUCCAACGCUCUGAGCUCCAGAACCCUGUCGCAAGUGCUGACUGGCUCGCCUGACGACACGGGAAAACGCUCUGUCUCCGACUCUGCAGUAGAAAAAUACCCAAAUACCCAAGACCUUGCUGUGGACAGGAAACUCAGACGCCGCUCACUGGGAUGGUUUGCCAACUCCAACCUGAGCACGCCAUCUCUCAGCAGAAAACAGGGCGAGACACUCACGCCAGUGACCGUGUCUGGUCCGCUCAGUCUUUCUGCAGACGAUCUUUUACAGACCACGAGCGAGGCCACUGAGCAGCCGGUGGCAUCCAGUUCGAGCGAAGCGACACUAGAGGUGUCGAAAUCCAAUUCACACCACUACGAACUCAGCGAGUCCAAGGAAGUUGUUCCUGAGGUUUCUGCCGUUCCUCGGACAGAGGUGCCGGUGGAUACGCUGGACUCGCUGAACGUUAAGCCGAGCAAGAAGAACAACAGACUGUCCAAGAUGUUUUCCGUUAGAUUUGGUCUUUCCAAGAUGAUCCACUGAUCCUCGGAAGCGUUUGGUUCUUUGUACGAUGUUGUUAAUGAACACUGCUACGAUAAUAACUUCCGCGUCGACCGACGCGUCUUUACAAGUUCGACUUUCUUUUUCUCUCCGCUCUUCCUUUCCCCAUAAAAAAAAAUAUAAUUAAAUUAAAACCUGGCAAGACCCCGGAUUUGCUAAUAAGAGCGUUGUUCCCUGUGCCCAUAUUAAGGCCAUGUCGACAGAAGCUCGAGAUCACUCGCCCCCGCUAGAACUGCGGGAUUUGAGCUUACAGGAACCCGCUGGAUGCGUCGAAGUUCGAGAUACUUAUACAACCACUGACUACGAUCAGUCCGCACAGCCCUCUGUGGAGGAUGAGAAAAAAGACCAGGCUCCGGAUGGGGCUGAGCUCGAGCGCCAGAGGAACUGGUCGUCCAUUAUGGCCGUCUACGUGGGUUUGCUAAUGGCCAUCGGGGGCUUUUUGUAUGGUUACGACACAGGCAUCAUCAACGGCCUGCUAGAAAUGAAAUACGUGAAAAGAACGUUCCCGCCUAACAACGCGGGUGGGUUCAGCGCGAGUCAGUCAUCCAUCAUCACGUCAGUGCUUUCGAUCGGUACUUUUGUGGGCUCGUUAUUUGCGCCCGUGCUUUCAGAUAGAGUGGGGCGACGGCUGAGUAUCGUCGCGUCGUCCACAAUUAUGUUUUCGCUCGGCACGAUAUUGCAGCUUGUCUCGGAAGGUAUCCCACUGCUCUGUGUUGGCCGCUUUGUCAGCGGCUUCGGCGUGGGCAUGAUAUCGGCCAUCAUACCGCUCUACCAGGCCGAGGUGUCGCCCAAGUGGAUCAGAGGAUCUGUGAUUUCGUUUUACCAAUGGGCCAUUACGUGGGGGUUGCUUGUUUCGAGCGCCAUCACCCAAGCAACGCACUCCAUCGAUGACGCCCGCUGCUACCGCAUCCCGAUCGGCCUGCAGCUGAUCUGGGGCGUCGUCUUAGGCAUUGGAAUGUACUCGCUGCCCGAAUCGCCGCGGUUCUUUGUCAAAAAAGAUCGUCUUGACGACGCCCUCCACGCUCUCUCGCGAUUCCGCCGCCUGCCCCUGAACGACAAGUCGCUGGUCGAGGAGUUAAUUGAAAUCAAGGCCAGCCACGACUACGAGAUGAGCUUUGGCCCCACAAGUAUCAUGGACUGUUUCCGCAGCUCGCCAAGCCGCGCCAGCCAGCUGCGCCGCAUGCUCACAGGCAUGCUUUUGCAGGCGCUGCAGCAGUGCUCGGGAAUUAAUUUUAUUUUCUACUAUGGGGUCAACUAUUUUGUGCGCGCAGGAAUAGCCAACUCAUACCUGAUCUCGUUUAUCACCUACACAGUCAACGUGGUGUUCACCAUCCCGGGCAUUUUUUCGGUCGAGAUUUGGGGCCGGAGAUGGCUGCUAAUUGUUGGGGCUGGUGGAAUGACGGUGUCGAAUUUUGUCAUCGCCGCGGUCGGCGUGACCACGGACUCUCUCAUUGCCAACAAGGUGAUUGUCGCGUUUGUAUGUCUCUUCAUCGCAUUCUUCGCCUCCACGUGGGGCCCCCUUGCUUGGGUCGUUGUGGGAGAAAUGUACAGUUUGUCGGUACGGCAGAAAGCCGUCGCACUGACCGCUGCUACCAAUUGGCUGGUGAAUUUUAUUUUUGCAUGCUGUACGCCAUACCUGGUUGACACAGGCAAGCACACUGCCGCUCUGGGUACCAAGAUCUUCUUUCUUUGGGGGUCUCUGAAUUUUGUGGGCAUGGUGUUCGCCUACUUUUACAUCUACGAAACGAAAGGACUGCUUUUGGAGGAGGUGGACGAGCUAUUCAGGGUGUGCAAGAGCGCACGCAAGUCCAUGUAUUUCAAGCCGCACACAGAAACGCCGGAGAACGAGGGUUCCCCGCGACACUCGGAGUCACAUAGGGCUAACGCUGUGGCCAUGACCUUGGACAUUUUGAACGUGCCAAACAAUGUGCCUCCAUCGGUCCACUCGACAGACGAUGAGAGCGAGUUUUACCAUCCGCACCUGAGCGAAUACCUGGGUCCCCAGCCAGAGUACAAUUACACCAACCAGGAGGACCUGAUGGGGUUAAUUCGUAGUUUGGGCGUCGGUUUGGAUGGAACAGCAGAGUCUGUACAUAGCCAUGGACAAUAAAAAAAUAAAUAUUUAUAUUUUAUUAUUUUAUUUUAUUUUUUCCACCUCAUUUUUUCCACCAGAGGGCUUAAAAAAUUGACGCAUCUCAAGGCGCGAGGUGUCUCUCCUUUUAUAUUCCGGUGCUUUAAUUUUACAUUUUGCCAUUGAUUCUACUCCAAAGACAACCAAAUGUCCCUGGAAAUGAAGACCACCGAGCUGGAAGGGUCGCAAUCGCCGGAGAACGGGUUUUCCACAGAGGCAUCCCAGGGGCUGGUGUACAACCUGGUUCAACAAAAUCAACAAGACGUUAGCGAGGUUCCUGUAGAUGUUGAUCAUAGGAUCCCAGUCCCAGCAUACACGUCAGAUACCUUCUUCGCCACCCUCUACAGUCUCUUCAAAAAUUUGACAUCGUCAAGGUCACAGACAAAGGGAGAAGGUGAAGGCUCAGAGGUUUCUGGUUCUAUUUCCUACUACAUCUACCAUUUGAUUCUUGUGUUUUUGUACCUGCUCAUGUCGGUGUACCGCUUUUAUGAGUACACUUACAACAGACUGAAGCUUAGAUUCCUGAAUCUGGCCUACAACCCAUCCAGAACCCCCUCGUUGAUCAACAGCGACGUGAAUAAACUGCCCAAAAUCCCGUACCGCUUGUCUGCCAUUUUGAACUACAAGUCGGAACAAGAGGAGAACGGCGGCGUCGAGGGGCUUUGUAACGACGCCGCCGAACUGAGUGCUUGGUGUCUGUCGUCUGGAAUCCCAAAUUUCACGAUUUACGAGUAUCACGGCAUCCUAAAAAACCACAUUCCAGAGCUGCGUCGAUCGAUCCAUCGCAAGCUCGUGGCAUACUUCGGCACCAGCAACGUCCCUACCUACCAGAUAAAAAUCCCACAUUUGAAUCUAAGUUACACUGGAUCGUAUGAUGGAGAAUAUGAUGACAGUGAGGACAAAUUUGAUAUCGAGAUCAGUUUGUUGAGCGUGGUAGACGGAAGACCCACCAUUGUGGAGCUGACCAAAGUCAUGUCCCAGCUGUCCAAGAACCAUGAACUAAGCGACAAAGACAUCAACAUGAAGUUUAUUGACCAGGAACUCCAGCAAUUGGUUGGCCCAGAGCCAGACCUGAUUGUCAUGUUCCAGCCGUACCUGAACCUUCAGGGAUACCCGCCAUGGCACACACGGCUCAGCGAGAUGUACUGGGAGCCAGACAAUGAUGAGGUUUCCUACGCUGUGUUUUUAAGAGCAUUGCAGAAAUAUUCCACGUGCAAAGUCAAUAUCGGUCGCUAAAUUUCUCUCCUUGCACAAUGUUCGCUAAUAUUAACCAACACCCUAAGUUGGACUUGCUAUCUUCAUUGCAUAAUUAGGCCAUAUACUCGUAAUAUGAUGAUAAUAACGACCUGCUUGGCCGCGUCUCGC
Molecule: messenger RNA, 5224 nt
Organism: Ogataea polymorpha
Lineage: Eukaryota; Fungi; Ascomycota; Pichiomycetes; Pichiales; Pichiaceae
Product: glucose sensor
Exons: 1
Coding region: 1922-3838 (638 amino acids)
Biological process (GO): transmembrane transport; carbohydrate transport
Cellular component (GO): membrane
Molecular function (GO): carbohydrate:proton symporter activity
Source: RefSeq, a predicted model, not a curated record